Molecule: messenger RNA, 3152 nt
Organism: Teleopsis dalmanni
Lineage: Eukaryota; Metazoa; Arthropoda; Insecta; Diptera; Diopsidae
Exons: 5
Coding region: 217-3135 (972 amino acids)
Source: RefSeq, a predicted model, not a curated record
GAACUACUAAAAGAACGCACAGCAUUUUGUAAUAAUACAAGUGGCUUUAAAUCAUUUUUAGAUGUUUGGGAUAUUAAUGAUCUGGAAUUGAAAAAAGUCGAAUCUGAAACGAUUGCUACAAACGAAAUCGAAAAUGCUUUGAGUAUUUUUAAGAAACUGGGUGAUCUGAAGAAAACGACGCACUCAAAUAUUUCCACAAAUUGUGAUUCAAUAAAUAUGGAAACAAAAAUUCACGUAGAAAUAACAACGUGUGAAAAAGAAAAACGAAAACGCAAACAACGGAAACACAGUAUUACAUUAGAAGCACAUAAAAAUAAGGAUAAAAAACUAAUAGAAAGCCAUACACAAGAUAACGAGUGCAUAUAUAAGAAGACUAGUAAAAGGAAAAAAUUGAGCGAGAAGGAAGUUGAUUUAGAUAAUAAAAAACUCAAAAAAGAAGAAUCACGUCAUCCACUUGACAAUACAGAGAAGCUAAAUUCAGAGGCAGCACUAGAACAAAAGAAUCAUGAAGUUGAUGAAGUAGGUAACGACGAUAGUAAUAAACUUAAACAAACGGAAAACAGCAGCAGAGACAAAAUUUUUAAAGAAAUGGAAAUAACAAAUGAUAAAAUCAUAUCAAUGAUGGAUGCGGACCAAACCUUCGUUACUGUUAACAGUAACGACAGUGUGAAGACCUGUCUAUCGGUUACGUUAGAAAAAAUUCAAAACAGCGAAAUAAAUGACUUAAGUGAUCAAGUAACUGAAAAUAUUACAGUUGAAUCUAUUUUAAAAGAUACCGAAGAUAAUGUGUUGGCGAGUAAUGAUAACGAAGAAGAAAAGGAAAAUAUUUCACAUAUCAAUGCAUCAGUUGAUACAAAAUUAAAGUUGGCAUCACCUAAUUUAACAGAUGAAAAAGAUAUAGUUUCUGAAUCUAUUAUAAAUUCAAACACUAGUAGACCGACAUCUGGCGAAAUGGAUGCACAAUCUUUAGAAGAAAUAGGUUUGCCUAGUGGUUUAACGGGAGAAGAAAAAGUGGUAAUGUUGGAAGAUGAUGAAACUCUUAACCGCAAGUCCUAUACACCCUCUCCUGUAAAUAAUUGUGAUAAUCUAAAUUCCACCGCAUCAUUUAAAAGUAAAGAUAUAACAAAAAAUAAACAUAAUGUUGCCAAUAAAAAUAUAUGUGAGGAUACUAUAUGUGAAGAAAAUUCAAAAGAAGAAAAUAUAAAACAUAAAUCUCAGGAAACUUUAGUACAAAUUUUGACAACUACAAAAACGUUAUCUACUGAUAGUAAAGUAGAUGGCAUCCAAUCUAUGUGCCUGAAUGAAAAUGAUAUGAAAGCGAAUAUCAUUACUUCAAAGGAAAAUGAACAUACAUGUGUUCAGGAAAAUCAUGCCAUAUCCAUACCACUGUCUGAUGAGAAUAAGAGUAGGAGUUUGACAAACGAAGGACAUGAAUUUCUAGAAGAAAAAAGACUAAUUGUACAAAAUACCAUAUGUAACACACAACAUGAAAACUUUGGUGAAAAUGAAUACUCUAUUCAAGAGAAUAAAAAUAAAUCUGAGCAAAGGAAUUCGAAAAAUAAAAAUUUAGAAGAAGCUACAACGAGGAAAAAGAGAAAACUUUCAGAAAUUGGAAAAACUAAAAAUGUUACUACUAACUUGGAGGCAGUUAAUAUGAAACUUGAAUUGGUUGUAGCAAAUAAAAUCCCCAAUGUAACUAUAGAUGAAGUUCCUGAAAUAUUAAACACUAUUGAUCAGAAAAUAGAUUCAUAUGCCAAUGAUGAAACGAAUUUGAAUUCCAUUAACAAUGUCAACGACGGUGACACUGGUAAAAACUAUGAGACUGUCAAUGAUAACUACACUGCUAAUGAUAACGUCAGUGUGAAUAAUAAAGUUACUGUUAACAAUAAUGGAACUAUUAAUGACAGCAAAAGUGUUAUUGGCUGCAAAAUUGGUAAUGAUAAUAGUAAUAACAGUAGUAAUGUAAAUAAAAGUGACGAUUUUAAUGACGAUGAAACCGUCAAUAAGGACAAUAACCUUACAAGUGAUCGUACGACUGUCGGUAAUAAUGACAAUGACACCGCAAAUGAUAUCGUCAAUGAUAAUAACACUUCAAAUGAUCAUGUGACAAUGAUUGUCAAUAAAACCGACAAUAUUAAGAAUAUUGAUCUGUUUCCUACAGAUGAAAUUAAUAAUGCAAACAAUACUAAACAUAACAAUAUAAGUGAAAACGAGAAUAUAAAAAAUAAUCAAAAACAGAUUCAUACUAAAAAGCCUAUAUCAUUUAGAAAUAGUGAACAUAAAACUGUUGCUAUUGAAAAUGAAAGUAUUAAUGAAAAUUCGUGCGAAAAUGCCAAAAACUCUAACCGUCUGAAUAUAAGUAAAUAUCAAGAAUUAAUGAUCUCAAAUACAGAAAAGCCUGAUGACAUGAACCAACCUAUAGAAGAUGUGGAGUCUAAAACCAAUAAUGAUGCUUUGAUAAAUCUGUAUGAUAAUCACAGUAAUGAAGAACAACCUAAAGGUGUACACAAAAACAUAGAGAUGAACGUCAAGUUAAUUACAGAAUACGAUCGUUUAGAGAUACUUAAAAAAGAAUGUCUAGAGCGUCAAGUAAAAGUGAAUUUACAAAGAUUAACAGUGUCUGCUGUAUUAGAUGCAAAACUAAAUAAUCCAAAAGUGUUACUAAAACCUUUAAACUAUGAAAAGUUCUUAACGGAAAAGCUUAAAAGUCAAAUAAAAGAAACAAUUGAAACUGAAGAAAGUAAAACUGUUUGUAAUGCAACGACUGUGGAAGUAUCACAAAUAGGCAUGAAACGAAGUCGUCGCACUUGUGCUGCUAUACGAUUUCGUCCAACAUCUUCAUCCUCAACUGAUUCAUUUGAUGAUUAUAAGCGUAAACCCCGAAGUUCACGUUCAAAACGACCCAAAACCAAUGUGUCAACAAAAUCAUAUGCAACUAAGAAAACACUGGUUGUUACGCCGCGUAGUUCGAGCGGUCUGAAAUUGCGGAUAACAUCCAACGAAGCAUUACACAGCGUAACUAGAAUAUCAAUAGAUAAUAAAUUGGUACCGAUAAUUAAUAUACCUACCUCUUCAAGCGAGGAAGAAACAGAUCCACUCUAUCUGGAAGAAGUAGAAUUUGUUAGAUGUGACUAAUUAAUAACUAUAUUUUU